AUGUUCAUCCGGAUCUUGCUUCUGACCGGCGCGCUGAUCGCCGCGUUGGUCGCCUUCUACCUACCUAGCUCUCCGGAAGAGCGUCCACCGUAUAUCCAGGGACGAAAUAGGACGGCACUCUUUAUCUCUAACAUCGAGCAUGGCCUUAGCAAUGUCCACAUAGCUACCGCAUCCUCCCUCCUAGAAAACUACCCAGACAUUGAGGUACAUUACGCAUCCUUCUCAGGUCUGGGCAACAAGUUGGCCCGAGUUUCCAAGUUUGCACAGGCCAAGACGCCCGCCGCUAGAGAAAUCACCUACCAUGAAAUCGACGGAAAGGCAUAUUUCAGCAUCCUGCCACUCAGUAUUACACCGCCUGGGUCUGCAGGUAUUGCAAAGUUUUCGAGCGAUGUGCAGACUUGGAUCUCGCCAUGGAGCGUAGAGGAGCACAUGAGCAUCUACAACCGCAUUGGUGCUCUAAUCGAUGAGAUUGAUCCUGCUGUGGUUAUUUUGGAUACAUUAGUACGGCCGGCGGUUGACAGCGUGAGGGACAGAAACUGGAUGCAUGCUCUCAUCACACCACAAACGACUGCAGAGAACUUUAUUGGCGAUCAGCCGUAUGGGAGCAUGUUUUGGAAGUAUCCUGCCUUAACAUCCGGCUUCGGCUUCCCAGUGCCGUACAAAAACAUGUUAGAAAACAUCUAUCUCAACUUUCGCUUCGUCUAUGCUGCAAUGAUGACACCGCAGCUGAAUGCUAAAAAGGCUGUCCUGAGGGACAGGGGUGUUAAGGACCCUAUCAACUUCUUCAACUUACACCGGCCAGACAUCCCUUGGAUUACCAUGACCACCGAUGGCGUAUCCAUUCCCCUUGACGUGGUGCCGGCCAACGUCACCUGCGCUGGGCCCAUAUUGCUGUCAGUGGCACCAGCUCAGGAGCAGGACCCUGAAUUGACUCAAUGGGUCCAGCGCUCACCUACCGUAUUGAUUGCUCUCGGUAGUGGCUUCAAGUAUCCAGUAGACUAUGCGCAAGCUAUGACUGGAGCGGUCGCCGAUGUGCUCUCCAAGACUGAUUUACAGGUUCUGUGGAAGUUUGACAAGGACGGCGACUACUCUGAUGAUGUGCUGGCGCCGCUGCAACCAUUCAUUAAGACGGGGCGGCUCCGCAUGUUGAAAUGGCUCACAAUGGAUAUCAUGUCGCUCCUCGAGUCUGGUGGUAUCACUGCCUUUGUGCAUCACGGCGGUUCUAAUUGCUUCAACGAGGGGCUUGCUGCUGGCGUGCCUCAUGUCGUCCUACCUCUGUGGGCCGACUUAUACAACUUUGCCGCUAUCGCGGAGAGUGUCCGUAUCGGCAUCUGGGCGUGCAAAGAUACAAGCCCAAAUUGGACUGCAGAGGGCAUUAGUGGUGCCAUUCUCAAAGUCGCUGAUGGUGGUGAGGCAACAGACAUGUCUUUACGACAAAAGUCGAAAAGUCUAGGUGAUAAAUUAAGAGCGGGCGAGCAGGGACGCGAUAUUGCUGCCAGGGAGAUUGCCAAGCUUGCAUACAUAAAGAAAGGUUAA
Clonostachys solani is the source of this 1536-nucleotide messenger RNA. The record is from the annotation of a GenBank genome assembly. NCBI's taxonomy places the organism in Eukaryota, Fungi, Ascomycota, Sordariomycetes, Hypocreales, Bionectriaceae.